UAUAAAAGUCGAACGGCAGCCAAGGGAUGAGCCAGUUCUCGAGAGAAGCUUUCCGCUGUGGAUAUCGUCGCUAAAAAUGGGCAGAUGCAGCAACAGGCUCGGCGGAUUCACGCCAACCGCAAUUUUGUUUUUGAUCUCGGCCAUGGUCAUCGGACUCGGAGCUGACACGGACGCAGGGACGUUCUUCUUGAAAGCGACCAAAAACGUGCCCAGGAUUGGACGGCGCAGCGGCGGCGGUGAGGGGACAUGGUUCAUCAAAUCAGGAGGAAAAAAUGUGCCCAUGAUGGGAAGAAGAAGCGACAGCACUUGGGCUUCAAAAGACGGUUCCCUGCCCUGGUCAAGCAGUAGACAGGAAUUAAUCCCCAAUAGGAUUGCACGCAUUGGACCGUCCAGUCUGGCUACCCUGUGGAACUCCCCUAUGCGCAGCCAAAUCCCUAACACUCGCACUCGCAACGUCUAUGAAGCCGAAAGCACCCCGGAUUCAUCAGAGGAGAACGGACUGAUGGGGCCGCGUUACGAUCUUUUCGACAACUCGCAGGCUGACUCUUCGUCUGAGGAAAUUGAAUUCUCCACUGCCCAGAUGGUGGCGCCGCCGCCCUCGCAGCAGUAUCAGCGACUGCCGCAGGAGGGUGGAUACCGCCCCCGCCGAGAGGGCCAGCCAGAAAAGUGAACGCGACGUCUGCCAACCUACAAGUAUUCUAUACUGCUUUGUGGUGCCUUACAAGGUGAUCAAUUACCGCAGCUUUUUAACACUAUAUACACACGUAACACAUGCAUAUCGCAAGAGGGCGAAAUAUGAGAUAUAUAAAAGCGCCGUUGAACAUGGGGACUUGGUCUACUCGCAGCUGUACCUGCUGUAUUGGUGAAACCGCAAUUUUUAAAUAGGUAUAGAUGUUCCGUUUGAAGUUUUGCUCUCUUUAUAAUAUUGUAAUUAACAUUGAUUUAUUACUUGGAAGUGUGUGGAGCAUAUUAAUCCGAUUAAUUCAUUCAAAAUGAAUAAAAAGUACAUAUUCUUAUAAUGUAA
This is a messenger RNA of Cloeon dipterum, 1024 nucleotides long. RefSeq lists its product as uncharacterized. The record is from RefSeq and is a predicted model, not a curated record. NCBI's taxonomy places the organism in Eukaryota, Metazoa, Arthropoda, Insecta, Ephemeroptera, Baetidae. The transcript is spliced from 4 exons. The coding region runs from base 77 to 670 and encodes 197 amino acids.